UGUUCGUUGGCCGGGCAGGCGGGAUGCUUCGGAGGCGUUGGAGCAGGGGCAGCAGACCGCACAAGGGAGCUGGACUGGCAGUGGUGGGUGGUGGUGGUUACAAAAGCAGAAAUGGGAAGCGAGGGUUGCUGUGUGAAGAACAGAAAAAUAACAGCGGCGACGGGUUCCGAAGCGCCAGGCUUUUAUACCAAAAGUCUAAUCACUCCCAUCCGCCUGCGCUAUGCCCCCGGCGCCUGUUGCUGCUCGCUCUCACAAAGCGCCCUUUUGCACAGGGAAAGCUGCCAUCCACACAAUAUCCUGGCGCGCUGGUUGGCUGGCUGCGAUAAAUUAUGCAAGCAGGCAAGCGAAGGCGACGAGGGGUGGGCUGAUGCCGAGCGUCGCCGACCCCCCCUUUUCCCACUCCCGCCGCCCAAUCGCCCAAUCAUCGGCCAAUAAGGCGACAUGGCUGCUCACGCCUGGCUGCCGAUGUGAGUAAUCUCGCGGGCUUGCUGUGUCAGCUAAUGCUGUGCCGGCGGUUAUUUUUGUCGUCCAAGCACCGGUACCCAUCCUCUUCUAGACACCCCCCACUAUUGCCUCAUAUCCUCAAAGCGGCUGCGCAC
Molecule: messenger RNA, 599 nt
Organism: Linderina pennispora
Lineage: Eukaryota; Fungi; Kickxellomycota; Kickxellomycetes; Kickxellales; Kickxellaceae
Exons: 1
Coding region: 112-435 (107 amino acids)
Source: RefSeq, a predicted model, not a curated record